Abrus precatorius (Indian licorice) is the source of this 765-nucleotide messenger RNA. RefSeq names its product dnaJ homolog subfamily B member 13-like. Gene Ontology annotation, molecular function: protein-folding chaperone binding. NCBI's taxonomy places the organism in Eukaryota, Viridiplantae, Streptophyta, Magnoliopsida, Fabales, Fabaceae. Bases 1 to 765 code for a protein of 254 amino acids. The record is from RefSeq and is a predicted model, not a curated record. The transcript has 2 exons. Gene Ontology annotation, cellular component: cytosol.
AUGGAUGGUUCAUGUUUUCCUUCCAUGAAUUCUCACUCGAAAAAUGCAGAGAGAAAGAUAAAUCAUACCUCAAACAAGAGUGACGAUUAUCUGCCAACAACCCCUCGUUCAUGGAACAGAAGUGGCAGUUUCAAAAUCCCUCCACAUCUUCAGACAAGAAAUGGAAGCCUUAGGAGAAACACUACAAUCAUGUAUUCUAAUUCUUCUGGGAUGCUAAAACCCCCACCAAUUGAGAAAAAGCUGGAAUGCACCCUCGAAGAGCUGUGCUAUGGAUGCAAGAAAAAGAUCAUGAUCUCAAGGGAUGUCCUCACAGACACAGGGGAAAUAGUUCAAGAGGAGGAAAUGCUAACAAUAAAUGUACAGCCAGGAUGGACAAAAGGAACAAAGAUAACAUUUGAAGGAAAAGGGAAUGAGAGACCUGGUGCAUACACAGAAGAUAUAAUAUUUUUCAUCUCAGAGAAAAGACACCGAUUGUUUAGAAGGGAAGGGGAUGAUUUGCAAUUGAGUUUAGAAAUUCCUUUACUGAAGGCACUUACUGGGUGUACAAUAUUAGUGCCCCUGUUGUGUGAAGAGCAAAUGAAUUUGACAUUGGAAAAUAUCAUAUACCCUGGCUUUGAGAAGAUAAUCCCUGGCCAAGGCAUGCCAAUUUCAAGAGAACCGGGGAAGAGAGGUAAUUUGAGAAUUCAAUUUCUAGUUGAGUUUCCAACACAACUCACAUGUAGUCAAAGAUCACAGGUUGUUCGUAUAUUACAGGGUUGUUGUUGA